UUUUAUGAUUUGUUCAGGUCUUAAGAAGACUAAUAUGACAAAUUCUUAUUAAAACUCAUAAUAGUGUUUGUGAUAUAAGUUUUAAAUACGUAUAUUAAUUAAUAGUUUACCAAAAUAUCAAAAUAAAAUUAAAAUGACUUGAUAAAAAAAGCAUUAAUAGAUAUGAGUUAAAUAUCGUAAUGCUGUUGAUGAACCGAGAAAGAAAUUGUAAAUAAUGUCAAAACAGUUGAUACUAUUUCUGUGGACUUGCAUUGUUAUCGUGUUGCUUUCCUCUGUGAUAAAAUGUGGAAAAUCAAGACGAAAACGAGAGAAGCCCGGCUUAAAAUAUUCCGAUUGUGGCACAGAGCCUGGCAGGCCUCUGCGGUUCUUCGAAGUGAAAGCCAACCCCGUUCCCAUAGUUACGCCUGGAACGUUGUAUGUCUCAUUCCGCGGUAACAUCACACGUGACCUUCCACGGGACAUCUCGUUCGAGAUCGGUCUCACCAAAUAUUUAAUCGGUAUACCAUUCCCAUUGCCAUGUUUCGACAGCAGCCUCGGAUCAUGCAUGUACUACAACAUAUGUGAUAACCUGCAGAAGUAUGAAGUAAUGGGGUGCCCAAAGACUCUCAAACAGUACGGCGUCCAGUGUAGCUGCCCUUUCAAGGCCGGCGAGAUUAACGUGAAGAACUUGCCGCUUAAUAUUCCCAAAGUGCGAGGGUUUGCACAGGCUUUUAUUCGUGUAAGAGGUGACUACGGGUUAAAGCUACGAGUCCUCGACGGUCACAGCAAAGAGCUAGGCUGCAUACAGCUCGGAUUCUCAGUGAAGAAACGAUAUAGAGGCUGGUUGUUCAAGAUAUAGAUACAACCAAGGACCAACCACAUCAACACUUUACUUGGUCACUCAUCCCGCGAGAUAAAAAUCACAAGAGACGGGUGGAGUGUCGGUUUGUUCUAAACUGAUUUUCAUCUGCUUACAAUAAUCUACAAAUACGCAUUACGGGUUGAUUGUUUAUUGUUAAAUGACGACAGAAAGUACAAUGCUUUGGGCAUGAUAUGAACAUCUUCUUGACAAAAGUGUAAAUAUUGUAAAUAUAUGAACACAGAACAUCAUUAUAGUCUUAGAGGAAUUAUAGUGCACACAUGUUGCAUACUGACAUAAUGCACAAUUGGAUGUGACAUUGUUUAUGGUCGUCAUUAAAUGUAAAAAAAACACUCACACUCGCAUUUUU
Messenger RNA from Dreissena polymorpha, 1208 nucleotides. Its product is annotated as ganglioside GM2 activator-like. Gene Ontology annotation, molecular function: enzyme activator activity; lipid carrier activity. Gene Ontology annotation, cellular component: cytoplasmic side of plasma membrane. The record is from RefSeq and is a predicted model, not a curated record. Lineage: Eukaryota; Metazoa; Mollusca; Bivalvia; Myida; Dreissenidae. The transcript is spliced from 4 exons. The coding region runs from base 215 to 838 and encodes 207 amino acids. Gene Ontology annotation, biological process: ganglioside catabolic process; lipid transport.